Messenger RNA from Schistosoma guineensis, 1199 nucleotides. The record is from the annotation of a GenBank genome assembly. Lineage: Eukaryota; Metazoa; Platyhelminthes; Trematoda; Strigeidida; Schistosomatidae.
CUAAAAAUCAUACAUGUAUUGGUCCACCGGAUUUUUUUAUAGGAAAUGUUGUUAUGAAACAUAUUAACUUGAUGUGAUGAACCGCUGUUUCUGGUGAGUUGUUUAUGUCAAUCAGUGUGCGGUUCAUUUAUGACUUGGUUAUCUAAGUUACUUUCCUCUCGGAAUAUGUUAAAGUUUACCCUGCUACGCAGUCGACGAUUAUAUGUACUAAUUGCAAAUACUCAUUAUAUCCUAACUAGAUCAUCAAACAACUUUAAUAAAAAUACAGACGAUUCAAGGAUAUGGAAGAAUGAUAUUCUGUUGUAUAGAAAACUCGCUUGCUUUUUAUGAUGUGAAAUCAAGCCAGUGUCAUGUUGGGAUUUUGUUCUGCAGUGAAUGCAACAACAUGUUGUAUCCUAAAGAGGAUAAGCGUACAAAAACAUUAUACUACGCAUGUCGUAACUGUGAUUAUUCCCAGGAAGCAGACAAUCCCUGUGUUUAUAUCAACAAACUCGAACAGGAAGUUGAUGAAUUGGCUUUAAUUGUACCGGAUGUUGUUCAUGAUCCAACACUGCCUCGAACAGAAGAUCAUAUAUGUCGUCGAUGCGGUAAACAAGAAGCUGUAUUUUUUCAAUCACAGACAUUGAAAGCGGAAGAAAAUAUGCGUUUGUAUUAUGUUUGUACCAACGUUGAAUGUUUACAUAAAUGGACUGAAUAGAUUAUAUAUAUAUGCUAUGAAAGGAAGUCCUGAAUAAGAACUAAACUUGUAAAGAACGUAUUACAAAAGUUUUGAAUUUGAGUCAUUUACAUAAAAUUUUAUUUAUGUUCUUAUAGAUGGUCACCUACCUAACACGGGAGAUUCUCAAUUUAUUGGCGUAUUUUGAUAUGAUGAUGAAGAGAACCAAUUGUUUUAAGCACAGUUGGCUCUUAAAUCGAUCGUUAUCUCUAACCACCUCUUUACAUCUCGACAUAAUGCAAGUGAUGUAGCGUCACCUAGACUAAUUAGCCACAUUUCAAAUUUGCCGAUAGGAUUUGAUUAACACGAAGAAGGACUUGAAAUACAUGGCAUUAGUCACUACCUGAUGAUCAUUCAAUUGUAAAAAUCGUGUUAUCGUUGAGAAAACUGUACGCAUGAAGUAGUUUAUGCGUCAUUGGUGUGUUUUUUAUUCUAACAUUAAACUCUUAACAUGUUCAUCAAUUUGAAAUUAAACCGAUGCCAG